GAAGGCGGUCUUUAUUCUGAGGCCCCAACAGAAAACCAACAGAGGUCAGACCGUGAAGUGGCACCAUGAUGGAAACAUCUCUACAAUAUCUGCUCUUUCCUUGUUUGCUGCUUUGCUGCAGAACAAAUGAAGUCCUCCCAGCUGUUCUGACUGUGAGUCCCAGCAGAUCUCAGUUCUUUAGAGGAGACUCUGUGUCUCUGAGCUGUGAGGAGGACAACAGCUCUGCUGGAUGGACUGUGAGGAGGAACACAACCAGAGAAACCAGGAUUCAGUGUGGAGAUGGAUGGGGAGCAGCUGCUGGUUCUACCUGCACCAUGAGCUACCUGAUGCCAUCAGACAGUGGAGUUUACUGGUGUGAGUCCAGAGGGGGAGCAGUCAGCAGCAGCAUCCAGCUCACUGUCACUGGUGGAUCAGUGAUCCUGCAGAGUCCUGUCCUCCCUGUGAUGGAGGGAGAUGACGUCACUCUGAGCUGUCAGAAAGAGAAAGGUCCCUCCAACCUCCCAGCUGCUUUCUAUAAAGAUGGCUCCCUCAUCAGGACUGAGCCUGCAGGUCACAUGACCCUCCACCAUGUGACCAGCUCUGAUGAAGGCCUCUACAGGUGUAGCAUCAGCGCUCAUGGAGAGUCUCCAUCC
Messenger RNA from Fundulus heteroclitus (mummichog), 632 nucleotides. RefSeq names its product Fc receptor-like protein 5. Gene Ontology annotation, biological process: cell surface receptor signaling pathway. The transcript is spliced from 4 exons. The annotation marks the transcript as partial. Gene Ontology annotation, molecular function: transmembrane signaling receptor activity. The record is from RefSeq and is a predicted model, not a curated record. NCBI's taxonomy places the organism in Eukaryota, Metazoa, Chordata, Actinopteri, Cyprinodontiformes, Fundulidae.